UGCAAAGGAGAUUCAGGAAACCUCUCAAGGCUUGAGGGAGGUCUGGCGUGUCUACUUCUGACCUUGGCUCCGGUUCCUUGAAGGGACUGAGAGCUUGUUAGCUCUGAAGAUGGGAGGCAGGACCACCUGUCUGCUCCUGGCUCUGUUUCUUCUCAUCAUCCCAGGCUCAUCUGCCGUCUCGGGUCCCAGAACAGUGAGAGGUGUGGAGCAGGGCUCACUGACUGUGCGGUGUCGAUACGACCCUGGUUAUGAGCCCUACGUGAAGUGGUGGUGCCGGGGGGCUGACCUGAGCAGCUGUCGGUUCGUUGUUAAAACGAACCUUGGAUCAGAGAAGGAGGUGAAGCAGGGCCGCGUGUCCAUCAAGGACAACUGGAAAGACCGCUCGUUCACUGUGACCAUGGAGAAGCUCCGGCUAGACGAUUCAGACACUUAUCGGUGUGGGAUUGAGAGAGUUGGAGUUGACCUGUGGGACGACGUUGAUGUGACCAUUGACCCAGCACCUACAGUGUCGAUCUCCACCCGCGCCACCUCCAAUGCCAACAUGUUCACGGCAUCAGUUCCCCCAGAAGAGAAUCAAGGGCAACUGCCCCUGCUGGGCAGCGUCCACUUCCUGCUCCUGGUCUUCCUGAAGGUGCCCCUACUCCUGAGCAUGCUUGGUGCUAUCGUCUGGGUCAAUAGGCCUCUGAGGAGCUCCAGGGGGAAGCCCCAGGAAAACCAGUAGCCCCCAUGCUCUUCAUGUUGUCCAGAGAGAAAGACCCUCAAAUAGAACAAAAAGGCAUUUUUCUUAGGCAAUGACAGUGGUCAGUGGCGACUGUGGUUCUUGAGGCAGCGUGGCACCCCGCUUCAAGAAUCAGUCCCCUAGUCCCUGCAUGCUCUGAUGCUCUGGCCUGGCUCUAGUUUCGCCCUUCCCUGCACAGCCUCUGGCCUUCUUCGUCCUGAGGCCUCCAUCACAGGAGAAACUACACGAAGGAAUGGAAGAGCGGAUGCCUUCUUCUGGGCCCAGUUCCUUGCAGGACAUAUAUGAUCUCAAGUCUGUGUCACACACAACGUAAUGCACUUGUUUUUGCAUUGUGUGCGGGGCAGAGGUCAGCCAACCGUUGGUUUGAGAUUCUCUGUGUGUGCUUGAUUGUGUCUGACUCUUUGUGACCCCAUGGACUGUAGCCUACGGGGCU
This is a messenger RNA of Capra hircus (goat), 1172 nucleotides long. Its product is annotated as CMRF35-like molecule 4. The transcript has 4 exons. Bases 110 to 721 code for a protein of 203 amino acids. The record is from RefSeq and is a predicted model, not a curated record. Gene Ontology annotation, cellular component: plasma membrane. Gene Ontology annotation, molecular function: transmembrane signaling receptor activity. Lineage: Eukaryota; Metazoa; Chordata; Mammalia; Artiodactyla; Bovidae.